AUGGAAAUAUUACAGAUUAGAAAAACUUUAAAACGUAAAGUUAUUGAAGAAUCGGGUCCAGUAGAUCGUAUAGUCGAAGAAGUAUACCACGCUGCUAAUCGUCAAUUUCAAUCCAAUGAUUUGAUUAUUAACUUACCGGCGAUUCAUAUAAUGAAAAAUACCUUCCAAAAACAACGUCGUAACACUCGUCCGCCAAUUCCCCAAUCGACUGAACAAUUUCCGUAUCCAUUAGCCGACGUUUAUUGCAAAACAACAAAAGGUGAGUUAUUUUUGUUAUACGAUGGCUCACUUGGUGGUACUCGUUCGCUCGUUUUCGCGUCGUAUAAUGACAUCGUUUAUCUAUUACAGCAAGAAUAUUGGUACAGUGAUGGCACAUUUUAUACGUGUCCAUCCAUUUUCUAUCAAAUAUAUUCGAUUCAUACAUAUUACAUAAGUUCACCUCAUCCAAAGAUUUAUAUUGCUAUUGAUUUACUUCAAAAGGAACAAUCACUAGCAUCGAUUGCAAGAGUACGAGAUGAUAUGGCAGCUUGA
This is a messenger RNA of Didymodactylos carnosus, 531 nucleotides long. NCBI's taxonomy places the organism in Eukaryota, Metazoa, Rotifera, Eurotatoria, Philodinida, Philodinidae. The record is from the annotation of a GenBank genome assembly.